Arabidopsis arenosa is the source of this 1563-nucleotide messenger RNA. NCBI's taxonomy places the organism in Eukaryota, Viridiplantae, Streptophyta, Magnoliopsida, Brassicales, Brassicaceae. The record is from the annotation of a GenBank genome assembly.
CAAUAACUGGGAUUACGACGACUGAAGUCAAAAAGAAAGUCUCUUUCUCUCGCUUCUCUGGUGGUGGUGACUGGUGACUCACUUCUCUUCCUCACAAGUCUCGAGCCAAUCUUUAGCUUUAAUCCAAUUCUUGAUUCAAAUCGAUGAACAAAAAACUAUACGAAAAUCAGAAGAAUCCGAGUCAAAUUGUUUGCUUGCGAGAUGGGAUUUUGAGUUAGUUUAAGUGUCGUCAAACAUGGAGCUGAAUCUCGUUUUGCUUCUGUGUAUAGCUUUGAUUUUCGUCGCUGAUUCUAAGGUUGAUGGAGAGGCACAAGUUGUUGGUUCGAUCUCUAUCACGAAUUCGAAUUUGACAGAUACAAGAUUUGGUGGUGGUUCUGAUAAUGUUACUGAUUCUUCUAAGAGUAUUACUAUAGAUCAUUCCAAAAACUCGACCAAUGAUGAUGAUACACAGUUGGGUGAUGGAUCUAAGCUGAUUGGUAAUGAUGGAGGAGAUAGUAGUAAGAGUGAAGGGAAGAUUGGGACUGGUGAAAGUGAAAACAGUAAAGAGGAGGAGGAAGCUGUGAGUAAUUCUUCAAGGAAGAAAGAAGGGUUUCAUGGUGAAGAAUGUGAUCCAUCUAAUAUGUGUUCAGAUGAUGAACAUGAGUUUGCCGCUUGUCUGCGAGUUCCCGGUAACGAUGCGCCUCAUCUCUCACUUUUGAUUCAGAACAAAGGCAAAAGGGCUUUGAUUGUAACUAUAACUGCACCGGGUUUCGUCCGGUUAGAGAAGGAUAAAGUCCAGCUUCUGCAAAACGAAGACACAAAGGUGAAAGUUUCUAUUAAGAAGGGAGGGUCCAACGAUAGUGCAAUUGUACUAGCUUCCAGUAAAGGACGUUGCAGCCUUGAAUUAAAGGAUUUGGCAGCAGCUCAUGAAUCAGAAAGCGACGAAACAGUUUCUGCUUCUCGUCCUUCUAUUCUCAAUAUCAGUUCACGAACACUCAUCGUCAUCAUCAUGAUCUCCUUCCUCGUUCUCUCCCUUGUCAUCAUCCCAGUGAUCAUUCAUGUUUACAAGAACAAGUCACGGGGAAACAACAAAUACCAGAGGCUGGAUAUGGAAUUGCCAGUCUCUAACCCCGCAUUGGUGACAAAAUCUGACCAAGAAAGUGGUGAUGACGGAUGGAACAAUAACUGGGGAGAUGAUUGGGACGAUGAAAAUGGUGGUGGAGACGAAGAACAGCCGAAUACUCCGGUGUUACCAGUCACACCGAGCCUCUCCUCUAGAGGGCUUGCUCCUAGAAGACUCAGUAAAGAAGGUUGGAAAGAUUAGUUUAACUCUGCUUUCUCUUUGGUAAUGGAAUAGGAGAGAGACAAGGCAGAGGAAAGUAGUGAUUAGUGAAGAGGAGGCAAAAUCAAUCUCCCACUCAUCAUAACAUAGACUUUGUUUUGACGUUGAAUGUAAUAUUUGCAACAGCUCGCUCUAUUUUUGUUUUGUUUUGAAACCACGAGGCAAUUCUAUUAGUUGUUAUGAGAUCUCUCUGUUAGUUAAUUCUCAAUACUUUCUUCCUCAAAUCAAAUAUUUAUUGAAAC